Messenger RNA from Mitosporidium daphniae, 732 nucleotides. RefSeq lists its product as uncharacterized. Lineage: Eukaryota; Fungi; Microsporidia. Gene Ontology annotation, biological process: mitotic DNA replication termination; site-specific DNA replication termination at RTS1 barrier. Gene Ontology annotation, cellular component: nucleus. Bases 1 to 732 code for a protein of 243 amino acids. The transcript has a single exon. The record is from RefSeq and is a predicted model, not a curated record.
AUGGGAGCAGAUGGAGGAUCCAUUCCCAAGCGAUGUGAAAUGGUAAAAACCGCCAAGCGAAACGAGCCUCUCAGCUCGUCUGCCCAAAUAGUGGCAAACUGGACGACAUGUGAACUUUCCAAGGAGCCUCUUGUAUUUCCUGUGGUCUCCUGUCGUUUAGGUCACUUGUACUCCAAAUCCUCCAUUCUGGAGCUUUUAAUUUGCAGAAAACAAAAGAAAGAUUUUCCAUUUCCAGAUGGUCCCGAAAAGUUUUCCUAUAUAAAAUCCCUGAAAGAUCUGCAGAAUUUAUCCAUCAAAACCGACUUUCUUAGCUAUGUUUGUCCGGUUUCCGGACGCUCACUGAAUGGAGUCAACCCCUUUUUCUUCAUCUGGGGAUGUGGAUGCAUAUUUUCAGAGUGUAUUUUAAAAACCGCAAGCUUUUCCACUUCUCUGUGUCCUGUGUGUUCCCACCAAUAUCUGAAAUCAGAUAUUGUUCCGUUUAAUCCUAUAACCAGCUCUUCAAGGUCAAAUGUCAGCAGGAAAAUAGUUAUCGGUCAGGAUUAUGUUUUUGCCACCGCAUCUGAUCAUCUUGUAAAUGACCCCACCGUUGGCCAACCAGGUAGAAACCUGGAUUACCAUCCGCCAAAUCGGUCCGUCUUCAACACAAUGGUGCAGCAAAAGCUGACGAGUGCCAAAGAAAUAUCUUCCAUCAACUCUAUUUACACGAAAACCAACAAGCAAGAAAAUCUUUAA